GUCUUUGGCUCCUGCUGAACCAGCGCCUAAAAGGCCCAAGCUGGCGACAGUGGUUGCCUCCCGUGAUGAACAUGCAGAUGCAGAAGCUUCUUCGUCGAGAAAAAAAUGUUGAGCCCAAAGGCGAAUCAGAUUCGGAGCCAGAAGCUUUGCAGAAGCCUGCGAAAGACGCCGGCGCUGUGAGGUUUACCUUGGAAGGUUUGCAAGCUUUCCGCAGCACUGCAACUGGGAUUGUGUCAGGCAAAACAGCUGCUGAAGCUAGGUUUGGCUCGCAUGGUGCAAGUGCGUCUCGCUUGGACGGUUUGGCAGCUGCUUCGUGUAGGUGCCAUCGGGGCAACUGCUUUGACAAGAUUCCUGCCAUGAAAGAGAAGCUGCUUCAGUUCUUGAAGCUCCUGUGGGGCCUGGCCAAGCACGUGCAGGAUGAAUAUCUUCGGGUCACUGUGAUGGCAGAAGAUGGAGCGCCACGCAAGACUUGCUUUUUGCUUGGCGAGGUCUUUGGAGCAAAGUGCUGCCGAGCAGUUCUUGGCAUUGGGAAUUCCAGGCUGGCCAGGAUUGGUGCUGGCAGGUUUGAUCGCAGAUUUGCUGUUUGGGGAGUGGCGACCAAGAAAGCUCCAGUGAAAACACGUUUGGUGAACCAGUUCCUCCUGUCGAUUUACAUCAAGAAUGGAGGGAUGUUGCCAGAUAAGUUUGCCAGAGGAGGUCGACCUCGAAAGAUGCGUCCAGAGAAGCUGACAGUUGUGAUGGAAGCUCAUGGUAACUCCAGCGUCGAUGGUGAGGAUGACUGCCUCCAUGCCCGUGCUGAAAGCUUGGAGGAAGAUCAGGAGCUCAAAAUGCACUUGCUAGGUCAGCAGAAACAAACUUCGCCAAGACGAUCAAAUCCCUUCCGACCAGAUACCUGGCUCCCGGAAACCUGCGGAUGCUCUAUGAGCAGUGGGGCAGACAUGAUGUAUCGUGUUUUGGCCGAACGCCGGCCGGUGCUGAAGUUCUUGGCGCCAACAACACAUGGAACAUGUGAUGAUUGCUGUGAAUACAAAGACCUGUUCAGAACCACUUUGGUGCCUUGGCAGACACUGAGCGCCUUGAGUUUCAGCUGUCUGCCAUCUGAUGUUGGGCUACCAUCUGCCUACAAGGUACGAGACCAGCAGGCACGCUUCGAUGUGGCUAGGGCCUACAAGGAGCACCUGAACCAGAUUGCUGAAGACAGGAUCCACAACACGGUUUUAUACUUGUGGGUGUUAUCACCAAGAGUGGCCGGCGAUGCAUCGAUGGUGAUCGAGACCACCAUGCGCACCAUCGAAUUUGCCAUGGACAUGUUCAAGGAGCGUGGCGUUGCCAGUCCACAGGAGAAGCUCACCUGGCUGAUGAACAAGAUCGGCAUUCGAUCUUGGAUCGGACCGAAUUGUGAAGUGAAAGUUUCUUACCUCGAUUCCAUCCGAGAUUGGCGAUCAAUGCUGGAGCCGGCCCCGGUGACCUUCAGCGGCGGGCUGAAGGAGGAUGCCUCAGAUAUCCCUCGAAAUGUGACGGUGGUUGCAGAGGGUCGAGGUGCUGCCUUCGAAGCACAUCCGUUCGACAUUGUCAUGAUGCUCAAACGGUUCGCCUCCGAUGAGAUGCUGAUCCAGGAGCCUGUUCUGUGCUGGCCAUACCGGUACAUGCGUGUCAUUGGGCCGAUUCCUACUGAAGCACGGCCGCUGAGAGUGGUGAAGGCAGCGAAGAAGUCUGACUACCUUGCUUUGAGCCAGCUGCUCAUUGCAAAGGUGAAACUGUGUGACAAUACUCUCCGACCAGCUGCUCCGCUGAGACUGAAAUGGCUGGAAGAGGUGGGGGACAUGCCUGGCAUCAACACCAACUUGCCACCAUCUUUGCGCCGACUUGCUCCAGUGAUGCUUUUCACUGCGAAGAUGAGGGGAUGUGUUAGUGGCCUGGAUGCUUCAGCACUGAAAAGGGUCCAGCAGCCAAAGUUGGACCCAUUCGAGAGGACCAGCCAGUUCAUGUCCAUGGCCGUGAGGGUCCUUGGAACCAACUUGGUGGCAGGACCUGUGGGCACCAUGGAUCUUCAAGAGUGCAAAGGCUUGCGCCCCAAUGGGCAGCUGCUGGAGCAAAGGAGCUUUCCAAGCCCAGACCCUAGCAAGCAGGCAUCUCUGGCCUUGCAGGCAGCUUUGCAGAAAUUUGCCUGCAGCUCUCAGUCCCACGUGGUGACUACUUCAGCUUGUGAGAUUGAUAGGACCCACAUUGCCUACUUCAAGAACUUGAGAGAGAGCAACGUCUCAAUUGCAGUCAUAGAAAAUGUCACAGAGUAUUCAGAAAGGUUGGUGAAGAAAGAGCUUGGAGUAGGACAGCUCAACACCCAUGUUGCAGCUUGGCAAAGCAAGCAACAGUGCCCAGACCCGCAUGGCAGGACCUUUGACAUAGCGAAAGGAGAACACCCAGUAAAGUGGCUUUUGGAAACACCGUCCUUUGGGAAUGGCAUUUACGAAGCCUUGCUGCUGUGGUUCGAUGAGCUUCUUCCUGGCCUGACCACACCAGCAGACAUGGGUUCAGGAAAGAUGAAGAGCAUUAGGCUCACCGACCUGGUCUACAAGAAGCCAAGUGAUGGGAUCCCUCUGUACCAAUCGUGGAAAACUCUGGCCAUGGACAUUUUCUACGGUGGAUUCGAGCCCCUCCGGGAGCCACUUCAGGCCAGAAUCUCAACAGAUGGGUCACUGGAGUGUGUGAAAGGGCUUGGGCGACUCAGCAUCCUCUUCUUUGGAUCCUUGUGGACCUUCUUGAAGAAGGACCAGCUGACGGAGGAACAGUGGCUUCGUACCGUGGUGACCUUUCCGUGCCACAUCGUGAAGGAGGAUCAGGAAUCCCACUAUGAAUGGAAGAGGAGCCUGGGUCCUACUUUGGAGACGCAGAUGGAUUUCGAAUGGCUUUUUUGCGUGGUGUCGAUGAAUACAACAACUACGGAGCUGCAUUGUCGAACCCACAGCUUCAGGAUUGCCGAGAUGUCCAUUGCCAACACCGAUGACGGCAACUCCUUGUUCACCAGGGAUAUCAUUGAUGCUGUUAGAGAGCGCUGCAUUGAGGGGGACUUCCACAAUGAGAUGAAGGAGGUACUGGCAACCAAAGACGUGGAGUACCGAGCAUCCUUUGCAACAUGCUGGAAGGACAAUCUGAUGGCAAUUGUGCCAGUUGAUGCAGAUCCGUUCAAAGAGUGUGAUGAGCAGCUGGAAUCCUUAUCCAAAGAUGCUCGCAAAGCUGCGUUCGAACGAGAUUGCCUGCAGAUCGCACGAGAUGUUGCAUUGCUUGGGCAGUUAUUUGAGGCUGAGGAACGGAAAGCCAAAAGAACGGCCCGUGUAUUGCACUUGAAGAGUCAAAACUUGAUCGGCGCGAGUGUUGUGAAAAACUACAUGGACAAUGCAGUGGACUUCAGGACAGGCGUUCCUGGAGAGGACUCGGACAUCACCCUCGCGAUGGAAAAGAUGUCCAAAGAGCUGCAGUCGAAGGGUGGGGCCCUCUUGGUUUGGCUAGACAUGACCAAGCUAGGGAAGAUGACUGGCAAGGAGUUAGAUCGUGCCAUCAACUCGAUGUGUGCAGCACUUCGUCUGCAGCCAACCACCUCCGUGGGCUUCCUCACCGCCCCAGUGCUUGUUUCGGCACAAGCCAGCAGCAGCAGAGAGGAUGGAAGUACCACCUUCAACGAAGAAGGUACCGCUGACAUUUUUCAGCUGGAUCGUGAUGGACAGCAGCACGGACUGCUGUCGAAAACGAAGCUGGCGUCCAAGACUUUGGGGGUUCUGAACUGUACUCCAUAUGACUGCUGGCUGGAACGUGCUUGCAUGAAGGCGGAUAGCUUCUUGCCUGGCUACAAGGUGAUUUCCCUCAGCUGUUCCAAGAACACAGCAGUGAUCGAUUUCUGCGCAAAGACAUUGGCACUUGAGCUGAUGGAGGCCUGGAAGACUGGAGCACACUUGAUGGGAAAUGUGCGACCCUAUGACCCCACUCCAGUGGAACCACCAAAUGAGGUGAAUCUCGCGGAUUUCAGCUUCAAGCUCGUUUCAGUGGAGAUUGGGGCCCCUGAUGCCAAAGCUUUCCAUGAGAAAUACAAGAUCAAAUUGUCAACUGCAAUUCGAUCUCGCUACCAUGAUGAUGUCGUUUUUGGUAGUGACUGGCGGGAGCUCCUGAUGGACUUCGAUCGGAAGUUCCAGAUCACUGGCCAGGUUCGUCUUGCAGAGAAGAAGCCAGUGAAACCUGAAGCGCUGCAGCAGCUUGCACCAUGGACAGGUGAGCCGAAAACCAUCAAUGGCUUGCAAGACAAGUACGUGUUGGAAGCGAAGAUCACAGGGCGGCUUGCAGGAACGACCCUUUUCGUUGUCAUGGCCAAAGAUCGAACAGGAAACCUCGACCAAAUUGAGGAGGGACAAGAACUGAAACUGUUCCUGGCUGCACAUGUGCCUGUGGAAAUUGACGAUCAAGAAUACCUGAUAGCACACGGAGCAUCACGGUUCUUGAAAGCCGAGAAGAUCAUGGAGUUGAAGCGGAAGGGCAAGACAGGCUCGAUCUAG
This is a messenger RNA of Cladocopium goreaui, 4541 nucleotides long. The record is from the annotation of a GenBank genome assembly. NCBI's taxonomy places the organism in Eukaryota, Dinophyceae, Suessiales, Symbiodiniaceae.